AUGGCGCCGUUGACUGCACUUCUGCGGUCGAGUUGCGUGGCCCUCCUCUUCUACUUGGCGACUGGUGCGGCCGCCCCGUCAGGUGGUUACGAACACGAGGAAUCCGUACCACCGCUCACGCCAAGCGAUGAGGCCAUCCAACGCCGCGCCUUUUCCAUCUUCAAUGCCGUCCACUCGGCCACGCGCCAAUGGGGCUCGUCACUGAAUCACAAUGGCAUGUCCAUUUUCUUGGCGACGGUGCCCGGGGGCCAGCUUCUCUACCACGGCGGCGACGAGCCGGAACGGGCCAAGGGCGUGACGGGAGAGGGUUUCGACUGGCUGGCGUUUGAGCUGGAGCAUGCGCAAAUGUUUGCUCGCUGCCGCGAAGGCAUCCCGCCCCCGUUCUUGGACCCACGAGACCGAGGCGGCCCUCUUCCACAGGAUCGAAAAUGGAACGCCGCAGAGGCGCACUACAACCGGCGCAGCCGCCACCGGAUACUGGCCCAUGAAAAUAGCCAAAAGCCGAUCGGUGAUAACGGUGGUUAUGACGACGAUGGUGACGGCGACGAUGAUACAUCGGAAAAGCCCGAAGCGCCCCAUCCCCCCGACUUUAUGCGCUCCUACCGCGGCCACUUCCACACGUACCGCGCCAACCGCCCUCUCAACCUGUUGUAUAUUGAUGGUAUGUCCGCCGGAAAUUCUGACUACGGUAACAUUGACACACAGGACAUGAUGCUCUUGGGCUGGCCGGACGACCAUGCACAGUUUAUGGCGGCCGGUAACACGACGAGGAGGGACCGCGAUAAGGGCAGAAGUGGGUGGAACGACACUAACUGGGGCGGUGAGCUCGACCGUGCGAGGGACCUAUGUUCCAUGGCCAAGAAAUGGGCAUGGAACGACAAGGGCGACCGCAUCGACGGAUUUGUUCGGACAGAGGCCGGUUUCGAGAUCAUUUAUUGUGACCUCAGCGACGCUGGUGGCCUCGACUUGGUAUCCAUCCAGCCAAGCCCCUUCCGAAACGAGACGGGUGGGUUGCUCGCCUUUGUCAGCGCCGAGUUUUUGCGCGGCGUCUCCCUUCGAUACCAUGGCUUCCCGGCCGGCCGCAUCCAUGUCGACUGGUCCAGCAUGGUGUCGGCCUUCUUUUACGACGUCAACCUGACGAACCCGGACGCGUCACGGCCCGAGCUACCGCGGCUGUCGCAAGUGACGAGCAGCGAGCGGCGCGGCAUGCGUGCGCGGGUUCGCGAGGUCGUUGCUGCGCGGGGGCCUCUCUCGGCUCAUGAACGCCAGACCAUUGACUGGCAGGGGAUUGUCGACGUGAUCGUGACGCGUUUCUCGCAGCGACUGAACCAGCUGGCCCGGGGCACAACGGAACCGAUCUCGGAGACGGUGUCGCAAAUGCUGCCGACGCUGCUGUACGCGUACAUCAACUUCACGAACCCGGAGGAGCCGCACGAGCGGCAGCUGGACCGAUGCACGCAGCACUAUCUCCUGGGCGCCCUGGCCAAGCAGGAAACAUGGACACGCGAGGACCGGUCCAUCUACCUAGCGCUCGAGACGGUGACCCGGACCAUUUGCAGAGCGUUCUUUGACAUUCGAUCCAUUCUGUAUAUACCGACAGCCACCGUACAGGCAGAGGCCUCUGGAGAUGAUAUUACCACACCCGAGAAUCUGAAGGAGGUACAUGUCCGCAGCAUUGUCAACGAUCUUAUAGGGAAGCUGCAGUGGACAACGUGGCGGGAGUGCGACCCGUGCCAGCACCCGGACGAAGUGUGCCUCGUAGCUAUGUUUCCUUGGGGCAACGAGGAGGAUCAUUUCCACCCCCGGUGCAGCACGUUGGAAAACAUUGAAACGCGGUCUGGGUAUUGGCCAUUGUAG
Molecule: messenger RNA, 1857 nt
Organism: Sporothrix schenckii 1099-18
Lineage: Eukaryota; Fungi; Ascomycota; Sordariomycetes; Ophiostomatales; Ophiostomataceae
Exons: 1
Coding region: 1-1857 (618 amino acids)
Source: RefSeq, a predicted model, not a curated record